Molecule: messenger RNA, 1281 nt
Organism: Scheffersomyces amazonensis
Lineage: Eukaryota; Fungi; Ascomycota; Pichiomycetes; Serinales; Debaryomycetaceae
Gene: CSK1
Product: mitogen-activated protein kinase
Exons: 2
Coding region: 118-1281 (387 amino acids)
Biological process (GO): protein phosphorylation; intracellular signal transduction
Cellular component (GO): nucleus; cytoplasm
Molecular function (GO): ATP binding; MAP kinase activity
Source: RefSeq, a predicted model, not a curated record
GAAAAUUUAGUUGCAAAACUUGAGCGCUUACUUUGUGGAGAAGAUAAGCUUUAUAGUUGGUGGUUAUUGUCAUUUCAUUGAUUUAUUAAUUUAUCACAUUUAUCACUAAUUGGUCAAAUGUUAAAAGCAAAUGCAGCGUUAGCUCCAAGACCAUUUGUUGAGACCAGAUACAAUAGGUUUAGAGAUCCACAAAUAGGUAUAGGUGGUGAGAAAAAUAUACAUGUACAAGGUAAACAUCACUUUUGUACAGAUGGAAGAUAUCAAAUUGAAAAAGUAUUAGGUAAAGGAUCCUUUGGUGUAGUAUGUGUUGCACUUGAUUUAAAAUCUACUUCAUUAGGGUUUGAAAAUAGGGUUGCAAUUAAGAAAGUUUUUGAUAUUUUUAGUAGUACAGUUAUGCUCAAACGAGCCAUUAGAGAGUUAAAGCUUAUGAGACACUUUAAGGGUCAUAGAAAUGUGAAUUUGGAAAUUAAUUUUAUGGCUCCCUAUCAAGGAUUAUAUUGUAUUCAAGAAUUAUUAGAUUUAGACUUAUCUCGAGUCAUUUAUUCUGGUAUUCAGUUUUCUGAUUUCCAUGUUCAAAGCUUUAUUUAUCAAAUAUUAUGUGGAUUGAAAUAUAUUCAUUCUGCAGAUGUCAUUCAUCGUGAUAUUAAACCAGGUAAUAUAUUGGUUUCUUCCCAAGGAGUAUUAAAAAUAUGUGAUUUUGGAUUAGCCAGAGGAAUGAAUGAACAAUAUUUUGGUCCUAAUAAUCAUGCAAUUACAGGCUAUGUGGCAACAAGAUGGUACAGAGCUCCUGAAUUAAUGUUCUCAAAACGUAUGUAUAACGAAUCGAUUGAUUUGUGGGCUGUUGGGUGCAUUUUAGCUGAACUCUUUGGUAGAAGACCCAUAUUUUGUGCAAAAAAUCCAUAUGACCAAAUUGAACGUAUGAUUAGAGUGCUAGGUACACCAGAUAGAAAUGUUGUAUAUAGACUUAAUUGGAAACUUUUCCAGGAUACUAGAAUUCAUUAUCCAGCUGGUAAUUGGAAAAGUCUUUAUCCUUUUGCAUCAAAUCAUGCAUUGAAUCUAUUAGAUAAUUUGAUUCAAUGGGAUCCAUUAAAUAGAAUAAGUACUACAAGAGCAUUAGAACAUCCUUAUUUACUGAAAGUUCGAAAUGCGGACAAAGAAGCAACAUGCAAAACUUUUGAUUUUAGUUUUGAGGAUAUAUAUACCAGUGCGAAAGAGUUAAAGAAAUUAUUAGAACUUGAAGUCUUGGAAUUUAAAAAGGAAAGAGGAAUAGUUCCCUCUUGA